AUGCCGGAUUUCAGCUCACUCUGCAUGACCUUGUUCCACCCGCUGAGGAUGCUUCCACCACUCCUAGCGGAUACUUAUCGUCGAUAUAAGCAGGACACCGAUGGCAUUGCGACAUGGCUUGCUACGACAGCCAAGCGAUUUGGAUUCUCAUCUGAUCUACUCACGGGUAACUCCAAAAUCCCAGCCCAACAGAAGAGUAAACGCUUGAAAGGAAAGGCACGGAAGGAGGCGAAACAGAUGAGUAGCAGCGACACUUCGCCGAAACCAUCGACAUCCGCGCCGAAAUACACCAUCGCCGUCAAGGACUUCAUUACAUUGGCAGAAUUUCUGGCACCCAAACCAGGUGUAAAAGUUCCCGCACCAGUCUGGGAAACAAUAGAAAGGGCAAUCAGCCUACGACAACGUCACUACGACUACCAUGCUCAGCAGCAAGCCGCCACUAACGGGAUUGACGACGGACAUGCGUACUUUUUGGGAGUCUUAGAGAAGGUGAGGGAUGUUCUCAAACCCCGUCGCCAAACGGGACCUACUCCGCCACAAGGCCAAACCACUCCAAGCAGUGAUCCAACGGAUGAUGUUGAGGUUCACCUCGACAACAUGUUCGCAGCUUUGACGGUCGAAGAACCCUCUGAAGCCUUCCUCAAUGCGCCGGACAUUGCACCCGCCGCCCAGAGCGAUGAAGCAACCGCUAUGUAUACAGUUGAACCUUCCGACGAUCCACUUGAACUGUAUCUUGCAACUGCUGCUAUGCUUCAGGACUGCUCCAGGAUCCGAGACGCGAUUCGGCAUGCGUGGCGGUCAUAUUCCCAGCGUGCUGUGACUCUCAUUGCAGCCGCUAUCACCACAGACGUCGGUAUCAAGAUGAUACAAGAGUUGGAGGAGCAGUUCAUGAAGGACCAUCCGUCCGAGUCUAGUACCGUGGAUGCGAGAGGAAAGUUCUUCGCAGUCCAAUGCCUUCUUCGAGGUCAAGAUCCAUCAGCACGUCUUAGACACGACGAUCCCGUUAACUUCAGCUUGUAUGAACUUGCAGAAACCAGUCUCGUCAGUACACAUAGUCUGGUAGACGCUUUCAGAAGGGUCCUCAAAGUCCAUGAUUUGCCAGUGUACAAGUCCGGGUUUUACGGAGUGUCUGAUCCGGCAAAGGAUCGAGCGAGCAUGACAGGCGGGGAGAAAUUCGAUGAAGACAAAGUCCUCCUUCUGGAGCUUCUUUCGGACAUUGUGUUCUUUCACCACGCUAAUCAGGCGGGUCAGCUGAAGGCAACUGACGAGUUUACAAAGGCCGUGGCCCUUCUUAAAACCCAGGAUCGUCAUACAAUGGCAUUGGAUUUUGCCGCUCAGAUCCAUUUGGACAUACAGCAGUGCCUCAGGGGCCAGUCAGCAGUGGGUGCCGUCGACUUACAGACCUACGUCAUGGCCUUUCCACGCAAAUUACGUGUCGACAACUGGCCGCGACAGAACGACCUUCCUCUGAGGAUGAUAUCGGAAGUCAUGGAGCGUUGGCUGCUGGAGGACGCUUAUGGUGAACUGAAAGCGAAGAAUUUGACGAAAUUGGGCAUACCUUCUGAUCAACUGCCACCUUCGCACGCAUUCUUCAAAGCUCACCCCUGGCUUUGCGGUUCCCUACUGUUUGGCAUGAAGCUCGACAUGCAGGAACUGGGUCUCGCUUUCUUGAACGCCUGGGGUUCUGCAAAGUUCGCAGCCCAGAUCUACAACGCUGUUAGACAGGAAAAAUUUCUCACGAGGUCGUGGCAGGACAUGGAUCUGGCUAUAACGAUUCACGGCGAUCCUGCGAUGUUUGUUGGCGACAGGCCCAAAAAUACGGACGACUACUUCCAACGCUUUGCCCUGUCCAUGGGCUACUCAGCGCAGAACGUUGCCCAAGGCGGUAAGCGGAAGCAUUCACGUCCAAUCGUGUCAAAUAGGGGUCCGCAGGGUGAACUCAAAUCAAAGGACGCAACUCCAAUUGCAUAUGAGCUACGUUUUGGAUAUUCGAAAUUUGAAAGCAAGACGGUGUCGGACCUGGAGAAAGUGUUGGCGAAGGUGCUUGAGAUCGACUACGAACUUGAUCCAGAGGUCGUCGCUGGCCACAAACGUCAUGGAAAGCGACACACAACACAGGAGGCUCUCACAAUGAUCUGUCAGUCGCUGGCGUCCGAAGAUUUGGCAUUGACGUUUGAUCAUUUCCGUCUGCACCGUCAGGCUUGGCGACUUCUUCGCGCCAUCAAGGACAAGGUUGCUGAUGACCUCCGGCGUAUCUACGGGCCUGGGUAUCUUGAGACGGAGAAUCAACUCCCCUUCGUAGUCGGGUAUAUCUUCAUGACAGCCGUCGAAACGAAGAGGCUCGGCGCACUACUGCUGCCAAAGAGGGAAGACAUUGUCAGUUCCAAGCUGCUGAUGAAGGCGUCAGAGGCUCUCGAAGGUAUGAUAGACAGCGGUGCAGGCGGACUGGAGAUCAAGAUUCUUCGCGAGAAGUACGGCAUGGAGAUCGAGAUUGAAACGGAAGACGCAAACGGAGUGACUAUCACUACCGCCAUGGCCGGAAUGGCUUCCACUUAA
This is a messenger RNA of Westerdykella ornata, 2556 nucleotides long. RefSeq lists its product as uncharacterized. The transcript is spliced from 5 exons. The record is from RefSeq and is a predicted model, not a curated record. Lineage: Eukaryota; Fungi; Ascomycota; Dothideomycetes; Pleosporales; Sporormiaceae. Bases 1 to 2556 code for a protein of 851 amino acids.